CCCCCCUCCAACAUUCCACCCCGUCCCGUCUUGGCGCGCGACACUCUUGUAUUCGCUCCGUCAUCACACGUCCCGUGCUUGAUCGACCUGCUCGUGGGCCAAGCAAAUCCUGAGCCCAGCCUGAGCCAGCGCCCAGCUUUAUUAUGCCCGACGAGGGUUUCUCCUCACCGACCGCUUCUCGCAGAGGGCGACGCCGCACCAGGCGGCCAUUAUCGGCAAAUACACCAUCGCGCCUGCCCGCACCAUCCACGGGGCUACUAUCGUUGCUAGCCGCCGUCGCCUCCGCAAACGGCGCACACGGAAGCCCGACUCCCCCCUCCUUCCUCUGCCCCGGGUUGGGCACAGACGAGUGCGCGACCAGCAGCACCGCACCCAUCACACCCCACCGCAAGCGCAGCAGCAGCAGCAAGCGAAAAGUCGACCGCAAGAUCCCAGACAAGUACGAGGAGGGCGAAGACGGGGUGUGGAGAAAGGUCGAUUACUCGCUUCACGGCGGAGGGAGCUGUUCUUCGGCUACCAGCACAUAUCUCGACGACGACACGAAGUUUUCCGUAUCACCCACAUCGUCCUCCACAGCAUCUGCCACGUCCUCAGCAGUAUCAUCGGCCGACAUGGCAGAGGCAUCAACCCAUCUGCUGGACACCCUACCGAAUGGCUGGAAGCCAACCGCACGCGCGUCAUCGAGCAGGACGACCCUCAUCCUCGCACUAUCCCUUGCUCUUGCCAUCUGUGUCUGCGUCUUCAUGAUAGGAUGCAUAUUCUGGCGACGGGGGAGCAGGCGAAAGGGGCGAGAAAAGGACAUGGAGAUGAAGCUUCGACGGCGACGGCGUGAUCCAGAGGAGGAAGAAGCACUCGCUGCACGCCAGGAAGCUGAAGUCAAGCAACGGACUAUAACACGGCUCAUAUCUCGCUGGAAAGCCAACGCACGGUCCUCAGCUCGAUAUCGACGUAGCCGGAAGGUGCUCAGGGCCCUGCACGCUAAUUCCGCCACGGCACAUUCUACCCCCUCGGACGACGAGGCGCCACGAUCGCGUUCGCAAUCGCCGUCUUCCCUCCGCACCUCAACGACAUCUUCCAGAUCUUCAGCUAUACAAUCGGACGGCAACUCCGUGGUAGCUGAAGCCCAGACUACUGCUGUAGACCUGCAGCCUCCUCCCCCUCUUCCUUCCCAUCAACCUGAUGCGCUCGCACUGCCCCCUGCAUACCGUCGCCGCACCCCGCCUCCCUCAAUCUCCACUACGUCCGAUGAAUUUGACAGCGGCCCUUCCGACGUCAAAUCGCCGGUCUUGUCGCAGGAUCAUGCCUACACUCAUGAACCGUCCAACCUUGCGCCACCGAGCCCUUUCGGCGAGUCCAGCUCGCACUAUAACCCCCUGCAUGCGGCCCACGUCGCUACGGACGACAAGGCGCUCCUAGCGCAGCUCGCCCGUCAGGCCAGCGCGCCUCCCGCGACAGCCCAGCGGGCCGAGCCGUCCCCGUACAGCGCGCCACUCUGGGUAGACGAAGAACUCGAGAACCUCGCAGACGUCAUGGAACCCGCGGGAGGGCGUGAUAGCCCAGAUUCGUACAGGGCUGCCGAGGGAUCAGGGGGCGCUUUCCCCGACCCGCCAUCGAAGGGGCAGAUGGCGGCGCUCAUGGACUCCCAGGACUAUGAGUAUCACGACGUCUUCCUGGACGCGAUGCCGGCACCCGGGCCCAGCGCGCCGCCGUUUGACUUUGGGGCUGAGCUUCCGGAUGCGCGGGAGGGUCCCUCGGUACUUCCCAGCGCGCCACCUCUGUUCGAGGAUGUGGGCGAGGAAGGCGAGGUGCUUAUAGGGCCAGAAGCAUCGCUGCGGCCUUCCGCGCCACCCCUGGAUGACAGCGAGGUACCGCCUACAGAGUUGGCAGAGGCGACCGCACCGGUGGGGGUCGACGAAGAGGAGCUGGAGUAUGGGGAGUCGGACGGGGAGGGGAAAGGGCCGGACGUUGGCGGUACGGACGCGGGAGAAGCAGCGGGAGAUGGGGGGCAGGGCCACGACAGGCAAACCACCUCAGUGACAGGGGAAGACCAACCGUCAGGUCAGCAUCAUGGAUAGUUCAUUCGCUUUCCCUCGCUAUGCAUGUAUGUAUCGGAGCAGUUCUUGCAGUGUAUCAUACGCCCUUAUGUUCUACGAUUAGCGUAGUCCUGGCGGUUCGCCCGCCUUUCGUACUC
Messenger RNA from Schizophyllum commune H4-8, 2191 nucleotides. RefSeq lists its product as uncharacterized. The transcript is spliced from 2 exons. Bases 144 to 2075 code for a protein of 643 amino acids. The record is from RefSeq and is a predicted model, not a curated record. NCBI's taxonomy places the organism in Eukaryota, Fungi, Basidiomycota, Agaricomycetes, Agaricales, Schizophyllaceae.